UUUUGGACGCCCACCGUCAAUUAACGUUGGAUUCAAGACUUCCCCUCCAGAUCGCGGUUCCUUUCCUCUGGACCAUGACGGCGAGUGCAAGGAACAGAUGGUCCAAUACAUGAAUUGCUUGCGCAAGAAUUCUAGUGAAUCCACUUCGUGCAGAGUCAUGAGCAAACAAUACCUUGACUGCCGAAUGACCAAAGGACUUAUGGAGCGUGAUGAAUGGAAGAAUCUUGGGCUAGCCAACCUAGAGGGAGAUUCCGCCGGACCAACGCGCACUUCAUCCUGAAUGUAUCUACAACCGCUCGUGGCUCGACAAAGCCAAGAUGGUGGAAAAUAUUACGGUACUUGCGAAGACAUGCCUAGCCAUGAUGCAUGAGGUGUGAGUUGUAACGACUUGUAGUAGAACGAGGGUGCACCGAGGUCCGAGGUAUAUAUAACAGCGCCUAUAUUACGCCGUCGUAAAUUUACAUAAACAACGAUUCAAUAUACUUAGCGCACAACUUGGCUUCUUCUCCCGAC
This is a messenger RNA of Suillus clintonianus, 513 nucleotides long. RefSeq lists its product as uncharacterized. The transcript has 3 exons. Gene Ontology annotation, biological process: mitochondrial respiratory chain complex IV assembly. The record is from RefSeq and is a predicted model, not a curated record. Lineage: Eukaryota; Fungi; Basidiomycota; Agaricomycetes; Boletales; Suillaceae. The coding region runs from base 98 to 280 and encodes 60 amino acids. Gene Ontology annotation, cellular component: mitochondrial intermembrane space.